Messenger RNA from Colletotrichum karsti, 573 nucleotides. RefSeq names its product rhodanese-like domain-containing protein. Lineage: Eukaryota; Fungi; Ascomycota; Sordariomycetes; Glomerellales; Glomerellaceae. The record is from RefSeq and is a predicted model, not a curated record. The coding region runs from base 1 to 573 and encodes 190 amino acids. The transcript is spliced from 2 exons. Gene Ontology annotation, cellular component: mitochondrion. Gene Ontology annotation, molecular function: thiosulfate-cyanide sulfurtransferase activity.
AUGGCGUUUCCCAGACGAGCGUGCUCGAAUGCACUUCGCGCUAGCUGCCGCGCCGCGGUUCCUACCGUUUCGAGACGUUCCUUUGCUGUCGCCGCCGCCGCCGCCGCCGCCGUUUCGAGGAGCUCCACACCUGCGGCGUCUGCUCGGCGCAUUGCAGUCGUUGCGCCCAGGUUCUACUCAUCCGACUCGGAGUACCAUGAAAUAUCUGCUACGGGGAGCAAGUUAUGGAACUUUGAGCAGAUGAAGGAGCUCGCGAAGGAUCCCAAGGGCGUGGUGAUUGUUGAUGCGCGCGAACCUCACGAACUCGUGGAGACGGGCCGUAUCCCCUCGGCCAUCAAUAUCCCCGUCGCGACGGCGCCCGAGAGCUUCUUCAUCGCCGAGGAGGACUUUGAGGACCGAUACGGCUACCCGCGUCCGAGCAAGGACACGGAGAUUGUAUUUUACUGCAAGGCCGGCGUGCGUAGUAAGGCUUUUGCCACGAUCGCAAGGGAGGCAGGGUGGAAGAACGUCGGGGAGUACCCCGGCAGCUGGCUUGAUUGGAAGAAGAACGGGGGAGAGGUUGAGCCUAAGUAA